UUAUGCAUAUCAUUGUAUCUACAGAGCUUAUUGUCAAGGGCCAGGACAAAGGCAUCGACGAGCCGGAGAGUCGCCCUGUUUAAGAAUGUUGAUUCCACAAGCAAAGCCUGUCUGGACGGAAGACGAAACCAGACACCUCUAGUAAACAUCAACCCCUUCACCCCGGACUCCAUUCUGGUGCAAUCAUCGACACUACAACGAAACAACAGGAAACGAGCACACUGGAAUGACUCAUGUGGAGAGGACAUGGAUGCAAGUGAUCCUGAGAUAGAGGAUGAGCUCAUUCCACCCUCAAAGAGGAUCACAAUGAUGGAGAAUAACAACAUGAUGUCCAGAUAUGCAUCUGAAUUCCAUGAGUUGGAGAAGAUCGGCUCUGGAGAGUUUGGUUCUGUUUUCAAAUGCGUCAAGAGGUUGGACGGUUGUAUUUACGCCAUCAAACGUUCCAAAAAGCCCCUGGCAGGCUCUGUGGAUGAGCAAAAUGCACUUCGUGAGGUAUAUGCACAUGCAGUUCUUGGACAGCACCCCCACGUUGUGAGGUAUUAUUCUGCUUGGGCAGAAGAUGACCACAUGCUGAUCCAGAAUGAGUACUGCAACGGAGGAACCCUGUCUGAUGUUAUUGCUGAGAACAAUAGACGCAUGCACUUCCUUUCUGAGAUGGAGUUGAAGGAUCUGCUGUUGCAAGUCUCUCGUGGACUCAAGUACAUUCACUCUACAGCACUUGUUCACAUGGAUAUCAAGCCAAGCAAUAUAUUCAUUUCACGCAAACCUGCUGCUAGUGUCGAGGAAUUUGAAGAUGAAGAAGAUGGUCCCACCACAAGAGUGGUGUACAAAAUAGGUGAUCUAGGUCAUGUUACAACGGUUACCAAUCCACAAGUUGAAGAGGGUGACAGCAGAUACCUGGCAAAUGAAGUUCUUCAAGAGGACUACAGUAACCUGAAAAAGGCAGACAUAUUUGCCCUUGCUCUGACUGUAAUCAGUGCCUCUGGAGCAGAGCCCCUUCCUACCAAUGGAGAAAAGUGGCAUAAAAUCCGACAGGGCAUCCUGCCCCAUAUCCCACAAGUGCUUUCUCAGGAAUUUUUAAGCUUGUUAAAGCUUAUGAUCCAUCCUGACCCAACACGGCGACCCUCAACCUCUGACCUCGUCAGACAUCCUGUUCUUCUGACUGCUUCCAGAAUGAGUGCUGAUCAGCUGCGUGUAGAGCUCAACGCUGAGAGAUUCAAGAACGCACUUCUGCAAAAGGAGCUAAAGAAAGCUCAGAUGGCAAAGGCGGCAGCAGAAGAGAGGUUUCUGACCACAGACCGUGUUCUUACACGUUCCACAGUCCAAUCCAGCUCCAGAACUUCUCGACUCAUCGGGAAAAAGAUGAACCGUUCUGUUAGUCUCACCAUUUAUUGAACUGAACCCCAGACAAAGGAGAUGACCAGCCCUAAGUGGGAACUACAGUGGUGCUUAUCAAAGACUUGGGCAACAGACAGCUUUGUCUGUAGUCAGAAGGAUGACGCAGACUGUUUUGUGACAUAGUGCUUAUACUGUUUGGUACAAGUACCAUGGUCUUUACUGAAACUUGGGUCCUUCUGCAUUGUAUAGGCACUAGUGUCUUGAGUACAUAAUGCAGAUCUGCCCUUACCAUUUAGGUGUGCCUUCUCAAAAUCUCUUUGACAGAAUUGCCUUAAGAUGGACACUUUUUUUUUUAGUGUAGUUCUGUCUUCCUAAUCUUUGCUUUAAGUUCCAUAGGUAAGGGUCAGAAUGGUCUCCCUGCACUUGCUUUCUCAGAGGUGCAGUGUUGCUCUUUACCAAAUGGGAGAUGUGUGCCCCUAUUGAGCCCUGAUAUGUGAUGUACCAGAUCAAAGAUUUGUGCACCUUACUGCCUGUGAAAAAUGCCUGUUGGGUCACAGAAGUUGGUGGGGCUUGAGUUAGAUUGCCAUUAAAAUGAGCACUUUGGAGGCAAUGGUGAGCUUGCCACAGAAAGCCUGCUGCUAUUCAUGUUUGUCUGUAUCCAGUUAGGGUUGGAAGAUUUUUUUUUUUUACUUUUAAAUAAUUGUAUCCAUCCCAACAAGCAAUAUUUCAUAAUCUCAUCAAGUUCCAGUAACUUUUUUUUUGCAGAUUUUACAUCCAGACAUUAUUAUUUUUUUUUGCUCUGUCUAAUCUUGUCAAAUCUUGAAUUUAACCAUGUGACAAACCAUGCUUAACUGGCAGCAAAUGAUGAUUUAAAUGUACAUAUGCCUUUCAAAUCUCCAACCCUGUUUGUAGCAUUAAAACAAUCUUUGUCCAGUUCAUCUGAUGUCCUUAGUUAAUAAUGUAUAAUUCUGACUUUUGUGUUACUUCAACUACAUUGAUAGGGUACUGUUUAGAUUCUUUGGUCUUGUUAAUCCUCAACUUCAUUUUGUCUGUAAAUACGUUCAUUUGAAUAAACCGU
Molecule: messenger RNA, 2416 nt
Organism: Sinocyclocheilus rhinocerous
Lineage: Eukaryota; Metazoa; Chordata; Actinopteri; Cypriniformes; Cyprinidae
Product: wee1-like protein kinase
Exons: 9
Biological process (GO): protein phosphorylation; mitotic cell cycle
Cellular component (GO): cytoplasm; nucleus
Molecular function (GO): ATP binding; non-membrane spanning protein tyrosine kinase activity; magnesium ion binding
Source: RefSeq, a predicted model, not a curated record